CAGACAAACGCACUACCUCUCUGCACUGCAGCUGUGUGUUUCCGAGCAGAGCCUCACACAUUUCACAGGAAGAAUGCUUCUCUUGUUAUUUAAACUUUAUUUAUUAUGUUCCCGCCUUCACACUUUGACCGAGGCGACCUCAAAGCCUGCAGCCAGGAUGACCUUCACUCUCAGAGAGACCGCAAUGAAGAGGUUUCCUCUCCUCGGACACCAUGUACCUGCAGGGAUUGUUCUGGAAAAAGAGCCGAACACGGUCAUAUCUGCUGAACAGAAACGCCUGAAAUCAUUCAACUUCCAAAACCCUCACGAGACUCCAGUAGAAAUACAUGUACCGUGGACAGAGUGCAACAAAAGUGAUCCUCAGCAGACAGUGAAAGCGGAUUGCAGCUUUAACAUUUAUCUUGUCCAGAAGAUGGAAGCUAACAAGUUGUUCCUGUGUGGAACCGAUGGGAAGGGAACGGCAUGCUGUGAUAUGGACUUAUCAGAGAAGACCCCCAGGUGCAUGUCCUCUGCAAAGAUCCAGAACAUAAAAAAGAGUAUCCAGGGUUUCAUCAUAAAGGAAGGAGAACCAGCCGCUCUCGUGGAAUCAGCAGACAGUAACCUCUACGUCACAUACUCUGGAUCUAAAGGUGAUGUUGGCAUCCACAGGUUUGGGUGGAACAGAGUUGGACCCACGAUGCACGAUAGAGAGCAGCACUAUGUGGGUUUGGUGCCCAGCAGACGGAGAGAUGACCCCUUUCAGGGCAAAGUGUUCGGCUUCUAUAAGGAGAAAAACAAAGAUCCAGACCUGUACAGUAAUAUGUGGAUCCCCUUUGUGACCCGAGUGUGCAUGGGAGAUCGUGGCGGUCCGAAGAACUUUCUGCAGUUCAGUUGGACGUCCCAGAUGAACGCUCGGCUGUUCUGCGGAGAGCCUGAGAGCCGAAGGCAUUUCUCUGAGCUGGUGGAUGUAGCUACUGUGGAGAAAGAGCAGUGGGAGGACACCAGAGUCUAUGCACUCUUCAGAAAUGAAUGGGGGAUGAGUGCGGUGUGUGUCUACACCAUAAAAGACAUUGAACGCAUCUUCACAACGUCCACAUUUAAAGGCAAAGUCCCUCAACCCGGCAGGUCCAGAGCGUGUGUCCAGGACAGCAGCGCGAUUCACAUGGACGUCCUGAGCAAGAUCAAGGAGAACUCGGAGAUGGAGGAAUGGGUUUGGCCCGUCAAUAACUCCGGUCCGAUUCUCUUUAAUCAUCACAACUACACACACAUCUACGUUGACGACUCUCAGAACAACAGGAGCGAUAAACACACCGUGCUCUACCUCUCUCUACAUAAGGGAGACAUUCAUAAGGUGGUGCAGAAGGAAACUGAGACCUUCAUCAUCGCUGAGUAUCAACCUUUCCACCACAGACACCACGUCCUCACCUUCCUCCUCCACCCCCCCACUAUGAAGCUGUAUUUGACCUCCAGGACUGAACUGGUGCAGCUGGAUGUGGGAAACUGUGCCCAGUACGGAGACAGAUGUGGGGAUUGUGUCCUCUCCAGAGACCCCUACUGCGGCUGGAACGGCUCCCACUGCACCCCCCACACUCAAGACAUGCUUCAGGACGUGAGCCGAGCAGAUCACAACAUCUGUGUGUCUCCAGGGACGUUUCAGCACUCUCAAACAGUGAGUAAAUAUCUACCUGCAAGAGACGAUGUGACGAAGAGCAUCAAGCUCCCUCUGAACUCCAAAUACUUCCUGCAGUGCCCAGUUUCAUCUCAUCAGGCCAGAUACACCUGGAUCAACCUGGAGAGAAACACCUCCUGGAGCCUGGAGGAUUCUCCGGGCCUCCUGCUGAUCCCCAGGAUGAGUCCGGAGCAGGAGGGCAGGUACAGGUGUGUGUCGGAGGAGAGGGGGUACACCCGAGUGCUGGCUGACUACACACUGCAGCUGGAGAGCAGAGCGGGGGUCAAAACAUCAACAUCUCUGCUGCUGGGGCUCUGUGUGACCGCCGCGCUGAUCCAGAGUCUGUCCUGUUAGUCCUCAGAUAUUAUACUGGAGUAGCAAUACAGCCCUGUAUUCAAAACCUUAGAAAACAGGUAUUAGCUUCGAAGAAUACCAAAAAGUACAUUACAUUUUAUUGGAUUAUAAUUACUGAUUUGUUACAUUUCAAUGUUUCUCUGGGUAAAAGUGGGGUUCAUUUCACAUUAUCCACUGCUAAUGUAGAUCUCCAAACCCUCAGAUAUUCGACCGGAGUAGCAAUACAACAGAGUUAAGGUCCUGCAUUCAAAACCUUGAAAAAAAGGUAUUAGAUAAAAAAAAAGACUUAAAGUAACAAAAAUACAUUAAUGCAAAAUGGUUAAUUGCAGAGUCAUAUAUAUUUUAUUGGAUUAGAAUUACUUAUUUGUUGUCUGACCGCCGCUCUGAUCCAGAGUCUGUCCUGAUAGAGCUCAGAUAUUAUACUUCAGUAGCAAUACUACAGAGUUAUAACAGAAAAAGCAGUGGAGUAAAAAGUGAAAGUAUUGUAGAAGAACCUCAAAUGUGUACUUGAGUACACAACUGAUCCUGAGUGAUACGAAUGCAAAGGCAAUAAACGACACUUGAAGUUGCAGAAGAUACGUAACCCCAAAUUGCUCCCGUUAGCCGUGUGUGUGUGUGUGUGUGUGUGUGUGUGUGUGUGUGGGUGUGUGUGUGUGUGUGUGUGUGUGUGUGUGUGUGUGUGUGGUGUGGUGUGUGUGUGUGUG
Messenger RNA from Gymnodraco acuticeps, 2706 nucleotides. RefSeq names its product semaphorin-7A-like. Gene Ontology annotation, molecular function: semaphorin receptor binding; integrin binding; chemorepellent activity. The record is from RefSeq and is a predicted model, not a curated record. The transcript is spliced from 14 exons. Gene Ontology annotation, biological process: integrin-mediated signaling pathway; semaphorin-plexin signaling pathway; positive regulation of cell migration. Bases 74 to 2002 code for a protein of 642 amino acids. Lineage: Eukaryota; Metazoa; Chordata; Actinopteri; Perciformes; Bathydraconidae.